This is a messenger RNA of Manduca sexta (tobacco hornworm), 7346 nucleotides long. It is a transcript of the gene alpha-Man-Ia, whose product is annotated as mannosyl-oligosaccharide 1,2-alpha-mannosidase IA. NCBI's taxonomy places the organism in Eukaryota, Metazoa, Arthropoda, Insecta, Lepidoptera, Sphingidae. Gene Ontology annotation, molecular function: mannosyl-oligosaccharide 1,2-alpha-mannosidase activity; calcium ion binding. Gene Ontology annotation, biological process: N-glycan processing; carbohydrate metabolic process. The record is from RefSeq and is a predicted model, not a curated record. The coding region runs from base 120 to 2111 and encodes 663 amino acids. Gene Ontology annotation, cellular component: endoplasmic reticulum; Golgi membrane. The transcript has 10 exons.
GGUAGUUGACAGCAGUUCCUUAAUGGCGAUCGCCGAUUACGGCUGAUAAGUCGUUUGUCCGGUGAUUGUCAUUAUUUAUAUUUUAAAAUAUUAGGUGUAGGUUUUGUGUUUACGUAAACAUGACGGGGAUUUUACCUUCGUAUCAGCGUUUUGUAAAUGGAGUACCCGUCCCGUCCAUAUCUCGUCGCUCGUUCCGUCUCCGAGAAAAAUAUUUGAUUGUUUCUGUACUUUUGACAUUCGGAAUCGUAUGGUUAGGGGCACUUUUCUAUUUGCCAGAGUUCAGAAGUUCUAACAGUGUGAACGAUAGUGUUUACAAUGUGUACAAACGUAUUCAGAAAGCGGGGCCAGAGUUGCUCAUGCCGCCGCCCCUCGCACAGAACGAAGUGGGAGAUUUCCCCGUGGUGGGUAUCGUGCGUCACGGAGAAAACGGAGACGACCCUCACAUAGUGCAGGACAGAAACCGUCUCAAGGCUAAGAUUGAUGAGGAUAUGGGUAUGAAAGUGUUAGAACGGCCUCAGUUUGAUCUGGCUCCGUCGGUGUCGUCUUCGCGGGGGCCAAGCAAGGCUCCAGUGAACGCACUUGAAGAACCUGCAGUAGCCAACAAUGCAGCAGGCAAAGACGCCUCACCAUCCGGCCUUAAGGAGGAAGGGUCUGACAAGUACGCGGUGGUCGUCAUGGGGCCGGGAGCUGAUGAAGAUCAGAAACAUAAGCUGGAGACUGUCAAACAGAUGAUGCGGCACGCGUGGAAUAAUUACAAGCUGUACGCGUGGGGCAAGAACGAGUUGAAGCCGAUAUCGAAGCGCGCGCACCUGUCUAGCAUAUUCGGCGCGGGCGACCUCGGCGCCACCAUCGUGGACGGACUGGACACGCUGUACCUGAUGGGGCUUAACGACGAGUUCCGCGAGGGCCGCGACUGGGUGGCGGAGCACUUGCACAUUACUGAUGUCGACACAGAGCUGUCUGUGUUCGAGACGACGAUCCGUUUCGUGGGCGGCCUGCUCGCGUGCUACGCGCUCACCGGCGACACGGUGUUCAAGGACAAGGCGGCGGAGGUGGCGGACGCGCUGCUGCCGGCCUUCGACACACCCACCGGCCUGCCCUACUCGCUCAUCAACCCCGCCACUAAGGCAAGUCGACAAUAUCACUGGGCGGGCCCUAACAGCAUCCUCUCUGAGCUGGGCACUCUUCACUUGGAGUUCACGUACCUCAGUGACGUCACUGGACGCGACGUGUACAGGAAGAAAGUAGAGAAGAUCCGCGAAGUGCUGUACAAUAUCGAGAAACCUGGUGACCUGUAUCCGAACUUCAUCAACCCACGCACCGGGCAGUGGGGACAGAGGCACAUCUCGCUGGGCGCGCUGGGCGACUCGUUCUACGAGUACCUGCUGAAGGCGUGGCUGCAGUCGGGGCGCGCGGACGAGCAGGCGCGCGCCAUGUUCGACGCCGCCAUGCAGGCCGCGCUCGACAAGAUGCUGCGCGUGUCGCCCGGCGGCCUCGCCUACCUCGCCGACCUCAAGUACGGACGCGUCGUCGAGGAGAAGAUGGACCACCUCUCCUGCUUCGCCGGCGGUAUGUUCGCGCUGGCGUCCACCACGCUGGACAACUCGCUCGCCGAGCGGUACAUGGACGUCGCGCACAAGCUCACCAACACCUGCCACGAGAGCUACGACAAGGCCGACACCAAGCUGGGGCCGGAAGCGUUCAGGUUCAGUGGCGCGGCGGAGGCGCGUGCGCAGAAGAGUAACGAGAAAGUGCAUCUCCUGCGGCCCGAGACCUUCGAGAGCUACUUCAUUAUGUGGCGCCUCACCAAGCAGCAGCGAUACCGCGACUGGGGCUGGGAGGCUGUACAGGCACUUGAGAAGCACUGUCGCGUGGACGGCGGAUACACGGGCCUUGUGAAUGUGUACCACAAGAAUCCGCAGGGCGAUGAUGUGCAGCAGAGCUUCUUCCUCGCCGAGACUCUUAAGUACCUGUACCUGCUGUUCGCGGACGACACGCUGCUGCCGCUGGACGAGUGGGUGUUCAACACGGAGGCGCACCCGCUGCCCAUCCGCGGCAACAACCCGCUCUACCGCGCCGCCGACAGCGCCGCCGACAACAACGCCAUCUAGACGCCGCGCGUGGUACUCUUAGCCUUGCCCCUGCCCUUGUACACUGCAAUCACUACACCCACUACCGACGGAACUCUAUCUCGAACUCGAUUCUAUUUUGAACGAACCGUGUACUUUUUAAUCAAACGAUUUGUUGUCAAUUGAUUUCGUUGCUAUACGGACUACAAAGGUAUAGAAAUGUCACGAAACGUAUCAAUUAUGAUUUUGUAUUAAUAAAAGAUACAAGAUUAAAGCAACAGUGACGAGUUUUGUAACUAAAUAUUUUCAAUUCUUUUCUGAUUAUAAUACUUUUUUUUUAUAUUUCACCAUCACAAACAAUCGGGACGUCUCAAGACGUCUAACAGACGCAAACAUAUUGGUAUGACGGAUUGUUGACGUGUCGUUUUAUACGAGUCUGACAACUGAUUGCAGACGAACAGAGUUAAUUUUAAAAUCACGAUCAUACAAAAUUUGCCAGCGAUACCACCGCUGGCUUCCACGGCUGUGUGCAGAAACACAUGUAUUCAAAAUGCCGUGCGAUUUUUGACUUCAAGUACGUCGUAUUAAUUGACAAGUGUCAUACUAGACAUUAUUAAUAUAACUCCGCCACAACUUUGUGUGAAUAGCCAAUACUAUAUUAUACAAUUACAGUAGAAAUAGGGCGGAGUGUUCAUUUUCUUAAUGAGUUAAACAGUGCUAUAUUUUUUGUUCUAUAUACAUUAUUGCAUAAAAUAAUGUAUUAUUUAAUUAUUGGAAUAUACUUAAAUACUAAUUAACCCCUGACCUCUUAUCGCCAUGUUCAAUAAACUAUCCCCAUCACUUUUUCGAUCUAUUUAAAAAUGGACCAAUCAGAACAAAGAUUUUUGACAUGCUCACAAAUGAGUCAAUUUGAUUGGUUCAUUCUCGGAAUCCAAUUGAAGAUUGAGAUUGGGAUCAUUUAUUGAACACGGCUGUAAACCAAACCGUUCCUUGUAAUACAUUGGCAAACAUAACUUUCGAGACGUAGCUUGUGAACACUAAUAUAAGAUUAUUUAUAUUUAAUUAUAUCGAACACUUUAGCGUGUCAUUAUACUGUCACCGAUUUUAUCUUAUUCUGUACAAUGGUUUUGUGAACACACAUUUAACAUAUUUUUCUAUAGUUUUUUUUAUUAAAAUUAUCAUUAAAAAACCUCACCAUAUCAAUGUCCUUAUGACGAUUCAGAGUAAUUAAAAUGUAUUUUUUUUAGUAAACACAUUUUAUCUUUACUUUUAUUACUUCCAUAUACUUGCGCUUUGCUUUAUAUCACAAUUAGGCGUUAAAUUGUAUUUCGACGACGAGAAUAGAUAAUCGAUUGUUUAACAAUCUUAGUUUAAUUCGGAAUUUUCGGUGGCGAGUGCCCAUUAAAUGUUCUUUAAAAUCUAUUCUCAGUAAGUAAGGACGAUAGAAAUUUAUAUACGUCCAUAGUAGAUAUUGAAUAUGCUUCGCGACCCCUUCGUGGUGUUCACCCCACAGUCAAACAACCAAAAAAAUUGGUCCAAAAGCCAACAAGUGGGCGUUAUUAAGUGCAAAAUAACAAUUAUUCAAAUAGUUUAAAAUAAAUUGCGUCGUUAGUCCAAUGUAAUUAAGAUGUCUAUGGUGUAUGGAAUAAUCACUGAAACGAGACAUCUCGAGUUCGAUUCUUCCAAGGGAACGUAAUUUGAACAUUCAUGUAUUAUGUUCCAGGUGUGAGUGUUGUAGGACCAAAAUCUCACGUCUCAAGAUCACGACACAGGGUAUCCUAGUGUGGGAUCAGAUUAUUUAAGUGACUGUUGGGUGUAUUUAUUUAUUAUUUAUCGGAAAAUUAACACAGGAAAAAUAAUUAUAUUAUCAUUCCCCUGUCUAUAGAUGGUCAACUUACUAGGCAUUUAUCAACCGGUUUAUGGUUAAAUUAUAUAGCAUUGAAAUCAGCGUAGACCAGGAUAGCAUAGCUAACAGGCGCAUCUAAAGGCCAAACUUUUACACAAGAAUGCAGUUUUGGACCCUAAGUUUAUUGAAUUAAAGUUGUUUAUAAAAAUCUGCGCUAACAUACGCAUGCAUUGUCAAUACUCUAUGGUAGUUGAGACGCAAUGGCGGCCUUAACCGACGCGAGGCUCUAGGCGGAACAAAGAAAGUUCCCCAGUUUUAACGAUUUCGUCGGCAAGAUCAUGAAAAAGGUCGUCCAAGGCACCGUGUGAGGCCCCAGCGAUGGUCCCGGUUGGCCUCCCCCUUAGGCCGCCUCUGUUGUGACGCCACGGUAUGCUCAAGUCAAUUAGCCGAUGUGAGAAAUAGUUGUAGCAGUAAUCGUGAACUGUAAAUACAACUUCGGUGACUGCUUUCGUUACUUCCAUUUUCAGUCAUACAAAUAUUUUGUCGGCUUCAAUAAUUAUUAUUUCAUACAACUACUUACCAUGAAAUAUCUACGAUAUAAAAUAAAAUAUAUACAGUAGCUUUCGUAUGUCGCAGUCAUAUGAAAAUAAUGUAAUCAUCAUAAUGUCUGUUUUAGUGUAUAUUACAUUUUCACACAUUAUAUAAAUAUGUAAUCGUAAUAAACGGCAUAAUUAUUCGAAAUUAUUACUGUAACCGCUAGCAUCAACUGUAAAAACAAUGUAAACAUAUGCUCAGAAAUAGAAACUAUUAUAAUAUGGGCAUUAUUAUUGUCGUUUUGCACAAACUAUAUAAAAAUCACUGCUCUUAGCACACUAACAUGUACUAUAACAUUUGCUUGUGUGAUGCGUACUUACAAUUGGAGAAAAAGAAAAAAAAACAAAUACAGUAUCAACUGUAAAAUGCUUUUUGUAUUACUUAAGAUCAUUCAUAUUACACAGCAAGGUUUAAUUUAUACUGACUAGUGAGAGGAGACUAUUUUUCACAAUAAGUACGCUUUCCACAAUGCUUAUAAGAAUAAAAACACCUAUAUUUAUAUAUAAUUUUUAUAGUUUGACUGCUCUUAGAUUAUUUAUUUUUUAUUAUCUUAAUAUUACGUAUAUGUCGGAUUGUACACUACUGAUUUUAUUGUCUGCACUGCUAACAUAAGUUAAUUAACUCAGUAGUGUAUAAUUUAAUUAAUUAAGUACGUAUUUGGGUCAUUGGUGGGAAAGCGAUUUUGACAACAAUUUCUUGCAUUUUUUUUUAAUAUCAUCCAUUUAGAAAAUGUUGAUUAUUUUUUUCUAAUACGUUAGAUUUGUUUAAAACCGCCAAUGACCACGAUGAAUAUUUUUGUAAAUCUUAUUUUCCAGGCCAUCAAGGGAAAUAGUAAAAUUCAUAUAUUAUAAUUAUUUUACUUCCGAUCUCGUAGUUGUGUAUGAAUUGUUGAGGUAUAUUGCGAUAUACUGUAGAGUUUUAUCAUAAUAAUUUGAUUAACGACAGACAUAUCUAUGAAUGUUUGUGUGAGUAUAGAGGACGUCUAGCGCUUUGAUGUGGAGACGGCGACGCGACGGAAUGCUUGACCAUCGGUGUACCCCGCUGGCCUAUUUACAGUUUAUUCAGUUCAAAUUUAGCAGUUUAGUUUAUGUAAGGACGUGUUUUGUGUUACACUUGAACGUGAAUGUAAUUUGUAUAUUGCUAGUAAGUGCAGAAAUAUGUUUUCGGUGAUUAACAAUGUUGGAUUAAUAAAUAAAAUAACAUUGGAUAUUGUACGCAAUGGCCGAUUUUAUAAAAUAUCAGCAACAUAUAAAUUUUGUAAAUUAUUUGAAAAUCUUGUUUUACCUCGUUUAAGUGUUGCAGAAGUUGAAGAAGCCGUGAAGCUUUGUUAGUUUUGUGAUUUAAUAUACAAAGUUACAUAAUAUAUUUUUUUAAUAUUAUUUUCUGCACCUGUUAAUAAAGCAUUACGAUACGUAGCUUACCUUUUUUUUAAAUUUUGGGAUCACAACUUAACGGAAUUAUGCCUAAAAAUUCUCAGUUGUAAUAUUAAAUUCAAUGGUAAAGAUACAGAUGACGACGAAGCUCGAGACGUAUAUAGACGUACGCACGAAUCGCUCUGUGGAACCACACCGCGUGACGUCAGCAGCUAUAUGUCAUCUCUAGACAAAUCAUAGUUAAAUAUCUGUAAAAUAUGUAUGUAUAAUAAUAGUCUUAGACAUUAAAAUAAUUUUAGCUUUAGGUUUUCUGUGUGUAGUUCAUAUUGUUAUUUUUUAAUUAAACGAUGUGGGUGUGCGUAUGUUGAUGUAUUUGUUUAAUAUAUAUUAUAUCAGUAACAUGGAUACUGCCACGUUAAACAAGUUGUGUUCUAUUGGAUAUAGAAUUGAUUUGCAUCGUGAAUAUUAUAUGCGAAGGGUGAGAAACGCUAGCGACUCGUAGUUCCUUGUGUUACGCUGUAAACUGUAAUCAUAGUGUCUAACAGUGUUGCGAAUGUAUGUUUGAACCAGUAUAUAUCAGAAUAGCAGUAAAUUAUCGGACACUUAAAGGCAUUUCAUGGUAUUUUUAACACAAGCAUCGAUUUUAGUAUAUUAUUUUUCUGUUCAAAUUUAAUUUCAAUAUUUAUUCUUAUAUAGGUAUAAUGUAUAUGACUAGUUUACAAGAUAAUUAACGACUUGUUUUAUUAAAACAAACAACGAUACAAUAUUAUGAUCUUUACCUGAUUUUUUAUCUCUUCUUCCCAAUUGUAUGCAACAUUUGCUUUUCUCAUUAAUCCUUACUUAAUCUUCCAAUAACUAAGUUUAUGUAAAAUUAUAUUUAAAAAAAGUCCCAAUACGUAGGAAUAAACUUUUUCCAAAUGACAAAGCCUAUAUCAGUUAUCUACAGCUUUGCUUUGCGAAACGCAAUGGUAGCGUUCAAUGAGAUAUCCAAUUAUACUAAUUAUUAGUCAUAGCCUUAUAAUAAACCCGAAAAUUUAAACCUAUCCGACUCGCUAUCUUUGGAUCGAUCGCGAGAUUAAAUCAAAAUAAAUCCCUUGCUAAACCGUCAAACAAACUAAUCUAAUUGGUUCAUUUUCACUAUCGAUAUGAAGACAGCGACUGAUAUUAAUCGAUAGAUCAUGAAUUUUAAAACACAAUCAUGAAUUUAUCGGGCUAUGUCUUUACAUAAGCAUUUAAAAACAUUUGUAUUUUAUUUUUUAUCUUAAAACAACGCCUAAUGAAGCUUAAAAAACUUUAAUUUGGGCAAUAUAAUAUCUCGAUGCGUGUGUUAAAUAAUAGCUAUAUUAAACGAUUGUUACUGAAUGUACCUACUGCCUGUUAAAACAAUAUAAUGUAUGUAUGGAGUUGUAGUAUUUAAUAAAUAAUGUACAUUUUUUGUUUAUUAAUAAAAAAAAUGUUUACAAA